UCUUUCUCUCUUUCUUUUUCUACCUCUCUCCCCUCCCUCCCGCCUGCCUGCAUUCCUUUUUUCCUUCUUCUUUUUUUUUUUUUUUUUUUUUUUUUUUUUAAUAUGAGGAAGGUAGCUUUAGUGAAAACAGGCUUUGGAGUUGAACCUACUUGGGUUCAAAUUCGAGUUCUGUCCACCACCGAGACCUGCGCUCCGGGUGGGACUCGCUUUCCCAUCCGCGAAACGGGGACGGCGCCGCCUCCACCCCGCGGCGUUCGGGGCGGGCUGAAUGGGACGCCGAGUACUGGCUCCAGCCACGCCCUUCCCUCCCCGCCCCCGGCGCCGAGCGACUGCCAAGGCAGUGUCCCCAGGGGACCGAAACCGGGGCGGGGUCUCGGUCCCUCCGCGGAAGGAGGGAGCCGGUCCGUACCAGGCAGGAGUCGCCGCCCCGCGCCGCCGCGCUCCCCGAGCCAUGGCGCCUUCCCUGUGGCGGGCCUGCAACGGGCUCAUGGCCGCCUUCUUCGCAAUGGCGGCCUUCGUGCAGGUAAAUGAUCCUGAUGCAGAGCUGUGGGUGGUGGUAUACACAAUCCCUGCAGUACUGACCCUGCUUGUUGGACUUAACCCUCAAGUCACAGGUAAUGUUAUUUGGAAAGGUAUCUCUGCAAUACACAUACUCUUUUGUAUGGUGUGGGCUGUUGGCUUGGCGUACUACCUCUUGCGUCAUACACAACAGAACAUCUUACAUGAGGAAGAAGGCAGCCACUUCCAAAAUCUGAAAUGUACGCCCUUUUAUAGGGAGCUGUGUGGUCUGGUGAUUAUUACAGCAUGGAUUAUCCUGUGCCGCAGUUCCUCAAAGACUCCAGUUGGUGGAAGAAUUCAGUUGGCUAUUGCCAUUGUAAUCACACUUUUCCCAUUUAUUUCAUGGGUCUACAUAUAUAUUAACAAGGAAAUGCGGUCCUCCUGGCCAACUCAUUGCAAGACAGUAAUUUAAAUAAAUUCAAGAACUUUGUUUUUAAAAUGAAUAUUUUCAAUCAAUUUUUUAUAAACAUUAGAGGAACAAGCCAGGGAGUUUAUUUUAGGUAAUUUGGGCUAAUAGAGUUUUUUAAAACUCCAAAUAACUUUUUAAGGGUGCGUAUAAUUUGAUAUAAGAUUGGAUGGGACAAGUCAGAGACAGUCUGAUAUUUUCGGAAGACUUUCUGCAGGGUCUUGUGUCAUAAUGUAGUGGAAAAGGCUAGAGAAUAGAAGUUUAAAAAUACGAGUUCUAACUCAACUUUGUAACUAUGUAAUUUGGGCAAAUAUAUAAACCUCUUAGUGGAUAUUUCUUUAUAACAUAGGAUUAAUGCCACAUCUACUUACUUAUACAGUAGCAAGGAUCAAUCUAGAUAAUGUAAGAACACUCUGAAGAUAUAAAGUAUUCGGAAAGAUUACGGAGGGCUGUCCAUGAUUAAAAUAGAGGGGAGCAGGGAUUGGGUAAUAUACUGAAAUAGAGGUUCAAGAGAGGGCUAUACCUCGAUCUUUCUUUCUUUCUUUUUUUUAAGACAGUCUCACUGUGUUGCCCAGGCUGGAGUGCAGUGGUAUGAUCAUGGCCCACUGCAGUCUGGACCUCCCGGGGCUCAGGUGAUCUCCUACCUCAGCCUCCCAAAGAGCUAGGACUACAAGUGUGCACCACCACGCCUGGCUAGUUUUUUUUUAAAUUCUUCGUAGAGACAGGGUUUUGCCAAGUUGCCCAUGCUGGUCUUGAACUUCUGAGUUCAAGCGACCUGUCCACCUCAGCCUCCCAAAGUGCUGGGAUUACAGGUGUGAGCCACCAUGCCUAGCCCAGCCCUAAACUAAUCUUAUCCAGAUCUGGCACAGUGCAGUGAACUCAAGGAGAACUCUAGAUGAACCAAAUGAGCAGGCAUGUCUUGGAAAGAAAGGGAAGCUGGAUAGAAUAAAGGAAUUAGGGACCAAUCAGGAAGGAAAUAGGGAAUAUAAGUACCUUCUAAAUGAGAAAUAAGGUCAAAAUCUAUACACAUUCUUUACAAAUGGAUGUCCAAAGUAACCCUAGGGAGGAGAGGUUUUGUUUUUUCAUUUCCAUUUUCAUUUUAAAAUGGGUACUUGAUGAUUAGAAAACUUACCGUGUUUAGAACAACUUGGGUAUUUGAAUCUAACUUUCCAAUUGCAAAUUUUAUGAUACCUAAAUACAGAUACAGUAUUUUCAGUGAAAUUUUAUUGUCCAAAUGAGGGGGGCUUUAAAUGUAAAAUACACUGGAUUUUAAAGACAUGGGUAGCAAAAGAAUGUAAAAUAUUUUUUGUAUUGAUUACAUGUUGAAACAGUAUUUUGGCUAUAUUGGGUUAAAUAUACCGUUAAGUUGA
Molecule: messenger RNA, 2334 nt
Organism: Macaca mulatta (Rhesus monkey)
Lineage: Eukaryota; Metazoa; Chordata; Mammalia; Primates; Cercopithecidae
Gene: TMEM220
Product: transmembrane protein 220
Source: RefSeq, a predicted model, not a curated record